UCAGACAGCUGUGGAUCAUGACAAACCUGAAACUGUUGUGACUGACGAGGGCAACGACCAAACAUACAAAAAUCCAAACUGAACCACAGAAUCCUCACAGUGUUGCAUGUUAGGACUUCUUGGUUAUUCCUGAAUGGCAACUUUUCUUUUGGGGAGCAUGACGUUUGCUUGUCAUCAUGGAUGCUCUCAUCUCCUGAGCAAAACAUGUUGCCUUCAAGAGAACCGAUGUUAGAUUACCUCCGGGUCAGUGAACGAGACUGAAGGAAAUACAUGGAGUGAUGCCAAAAAGGAGACAAGAAGGAUCUAAGAAGCACCUUUGACACUGCUGAACAUCUGGAGUGAUGGUACAGAAAAUGGUCGAGGUUAGAGAGUGUCAUCACAUCGGAGGGAGGAUUAGAGGGGAGAGGUUGUCUUCCAGGAGCUGUGUGGUCCCCCCUCUACUCUUUAAGUUAAAAUCCCAGCGCCAAGACACAAUCCCACUUUAUGAGUGAAGGGAGAUCCGAGGAAGAACCAGAGGAUACAAACUAAGAGAGGAAUUCUGGGCUUGCCUCUCACUCAGCCUGCAUUCUGCUCCUCUGCUCUUCAGUCCUCCAAGGCCGUGAGGGAGUGACCAGACUGCUUCUCUACUCCCUUCCACCUCCCCAUUAAUCCUCCCGCCAGCCCAUCGUGGGGCCUGUUGCAUUGGACACCAUGCUGAUUCAGUGGCUGUCCUGGUUGACCCUGUUGUGUCUGGAUUGGACUCCAGGCAGCUGGGCUUUCACCACCACCCGAGCUCAGGGCCUCAGGGGUCGCAUCCAGAGGGACCGCAGAAACAUCCGACCAAAUAUCAUCCUCAUCAUGACCGACGACCAAGAUGUUGAGCUGGGCUCUCUACAGGUGAUGAAUAAAACUCGCAAGAUUAUGGAAGACGGCGGCAUGACCUUCACCAACGCUUUCGUCACCACGCCCAUGUGCUGCCCGUCACGGUCCUCCAUGUUGACGGGGAAGUACGUCCACAACCACAACACAUACACCAACAACGAGAACUGUUCUUCGCCAUCCUGGCAAGCUCAGCAUGAACCUCGCUCCUUCGCGGUCUACCUUAACAACACAGGCUACAGGACAGCUUUCUUUGGCAAAUACCUCAAUGAGUACAAUGGAAGCUAUAUCCCUCCUGGGUGGCGCGAAUGGGUCGGAUUGGUCAAAAACUCCCGCUUCUAUAAUUACACCGUCUGCCGGAACGGCUACAAAGAGAAACACGGCGCAGACUAUGCCAAGGAUUAUUUCACAGAUCUGAUUACCAACGACAGCAUUAACUUCUUCCGCAUGUCAAAGAAGGUGUACCCCCACCGGCCUGUGAUGAUGGUCAUCAGCCACGCCGCUCCUCAUGGCCCGGAAGACUCAGCGCCGCAGUAUGCCGACCACUUUCCGAAUGCUUCACAGCACAUCACCCCCAGCUAUAACUACGCCCCCAACAUGGACAAGCACUGGAUCAUGCAGUACACGGGUCCCAUGAAGCCAAUCCACAUGGAGUUCACCAACUUUCUACACCGGAAAAGACUGCAGACGCUGAUGUCUGUGGACGACUCAGUGCAGAGGAUUCAUGACAUGCUGGCAGACACCGGAGAGCUGCAGAACACCUACAUCAUCUACACAGCAGAUCAUGGCUACCACAUUGGACAGUUUGGGCUGGUCAAGGGGAAAUCAAUGCCUUAUGAUUUCGAUAUUAGAGUUCCAUUCUUCCUAAGAGGACCCAACGUGGAACCAGGGACAGUAAACCCACAUAUGGUGCUCAACAUCGACCUCGCUCCCACAAUCCUCCACAUUGCUGGGCUGGACACACCUCCAGACAUGGAUGGAAAGUCCAUCCUGAAGCUGCUGGAACAAGACCGCACUGGGAACAGAUUCAAACCCAACCGGAAACCCAAAGUCUGGAGAGACACAUUCCUGGUGGAGCGAGGGAAGAUUCUGAGGAAGAAGGAAGACUCCUUGAGUACUCAGCACACCAACAGCCUACCAAAGUACCAGAAGGUCAUAGAAACCUGCCAGCUGGCUGAACUGCAAACACCAUGUGAACAGCCGGGACAGAAGUGGCACUGUGUUGAGGAAAUCGCAGGAAAAUUGAGGAUCCAAAAGUGUAAAGAUGGCUCCAAAGAAGGUACCGGCAAGAGGACCCGCAGCCUGAAGCCUGGCAGCAGCUAUGACAACAGAGAGAAGGUCUGCGACUGCGAGGACACUUUGUACAAACCGUCCAGGAUGGACCGGCGCUCCCACAGACAGUUAUCUUCCUCAGGAGGCCAGCGUUACCGUCCUCGGUUUGUCCACACACGGCAUGCUAGAUCCCUCUCCGUGGAGUUCGAGGGUCAGAUUUAUGAUAUCGACCUGCAAGCGGAUGACCCAUCGUCCGUCCGCCGCCGUGUCAUCUCCAAACGCCACUUCAACCCAGAGGACCUGGACUACGACGUGGAGUCGGACGACGGCUCAGAGGAAAUGCUGGCAGAUGACACAAAUGCAGUGGGAUACCCCAACUCUGUCAAAGUUACCCACAAAUGCUACAUCUUGAUGAAUGACAGCGUUCACUGUGAGAGAGAGAUCUACCAAUCUUCUAAAGCCUGGAAAGAUCACAAGAGCUACGUGGAUCAAGAGAUCGAGGCACUUCAAGACAAAAUCAAGAACCUCCGAGAGGUCAAAGGUCACUUGAAGAGGACACGACCUGACAAGUGUGACUGUGGAAAAGGUUACUACAAUAAAGGACUCAGAAAGAACACUGACAGACUGAAGGGCAGGCCUGAUCAGCUCCACCCGUUCAAGGAGGCCGUUCAGGAGAGCGACGGGAAAGCCCAGCUGUACAACGAAAUCCGCAGGAGGAAGAAGGAGAGGAAGGAGAAGAAACGACAGAGGAAAGGAGACGACUGCAGCCUGCCGGGCCUCACUUGCUUCACACAUAAUAACGACCACUGGCAGACCCCUCCCUUCUGGACAUUGGGUGGAUUCUGUGCAUGCACCAGCUCCAACAACAACACCUACUGGUGCCUGCGAACAAUCAACGAGACCCACAACACGCUCUUCUGCGAGUUUUCUACUGGAUUCUUGGAGUACUUUGACCUCAACAGCGACCCCUAUCAGCUGGCCAACACCGUAUACGCGGUGGAUCGGGACGUCCUGAACACGCUGCACGCUCAGCUCAUGGAGAUGAGGAGCUGUCAGGGGUACAAGCAGUGUAACCCCCGCCCUAAAGGCUCAGAUGCAGCAGCACACAGCCAGCAUGGGCAGGACGACAGGGUUAAGCUGCCCAACUUGACAGACGAGGAGGUGAACUGGCAGGAACUGGAGGAUUUGUACAGCAUCAACGAAAGCCUGUAUGAGCACAGGCCUGACUACGACCCCAGCCCAGACAACUGGGCCAACUUCCAGAAGGACGCAGAUAAAAUGUUUGCCCUGCGACACGUUUUGAACAAACUCAACCAAACCUGGAAGCUUGACGACUCCCCCCUGCCAGAGCUGGGCUCUGGGGCCGGGGGUGGGAGCCUUGAGGAGGGCAGCGGAGAAGAGUCCAGCAGCGACGCCUGGCCAGGAAUGGUAACGGAAACCGGUCUCGCCACCCCCGCCCCCAGCAGAAACCUGUCAGAACCCCCACCGCCAGAGCAGAGGCUGGGCCCGGCUGGAAAUGACCUUCCUGAGAAAUCUGUACACAGGCUGGAGGGGGCUUUCGUUCCUCUGGUGACGGCGGAGGAGAGAGACGGAGUCCUCCUCCGCAGUGAUGUGUGGGUGCAGCAGCUGGAGGACUUGGACGGAGGAAUGUUCAGCGGAAACGGACUGACGGAGCUGGAGACCCGACACGACAGCCUGCUGCGUACCCACAACAGCCUGCAGUUAGAACCCGGCUCGGUCCAGAGAGGUUCCGCCGGUCCCCACCUGGACCCCGAAGAAGAAGAAGAGGACAUUUUCAAGGCCCAAGGCUUUCUUCCUUUCUCCUCGCAGACACUGAGGCCAAAGGUGGAGGCCAACACCCCCACCCCCACACAGACCAGCCCCACCAGAGGUGUUGGGGUGGAGCUUGAAGCUCCGCCCCAUUCAGCUCUGUCACUCGACUUGAACUAUGAGGGCAGUGGCUCUCCGCCCUCCAAUCAGACUCUCUGAUCAGCCACCGCGGUGACAAUAGACACUAACAGUCCGAUUUGCAUCCUGCAUAUCAAAUUUAUUUUUUUAAUUGAUGCCUACAUUUAUUAGUAAGCAGUGUUCUUGAUGUUUUCUGUUUUUAUUAAUAUAUAUAUAUAUAUAUUUAGAAAAGGAAACGCCUUAAUGCAGCCAAACGUAAGACUUGGCAAUAAAACAACGUAUUUCUAAGACAAAAAAUGAGCUCAACGGUGAUGUCGUCUCCGCUGGAAAAUGCCUGAUGACUAAAAACUGGUGAAAAAUCCUCAACGCACUUUGGAGCUACAGAGUCUGUGAGAACGACGAUUAUAACUUUAAAAGAAAUAAAAAGGUUUCUGAAAAAAAAUCAUGCAGAAAAACCAAAAUACUGUUUCAUUUUGAGCACAUUUUUUUCCUGUUUCUAAAGCUUCAGUCUGUUUUAUUUUGAAGUUAAUAUUAAUGGAAGAACUUAAAAAGUCAGUGAUGGAAAAUGUCCAAUCUGUGAGAAUGUUUUUUUUUGUUGACUAUCAUGUGCCGUCUUAUUCAGAUCAGAAGUGAAAUUUGUUGCAGAAAUUGCUUAAAACUCCAAAGUCCUUUAAAAAUGUUCUGUCCCCAUCUCCUGGUUUUAAGUGUGUGGCCUCCUUUUGUUGACAAAAGCGUCUCAUUUCCAGAAAGCCAUUAAGAAAUAAAACCCCGUCGGCCUUGUCCAAUCAA
Molecule: messenger RNA, 4827 nt
Organism: Oryzias melastigma (Indian medaka)
Lineage: Eukaryota; Metazoa; Chordata; Actinopteri; Beloniformes; Adrianichthyidae
Gene: sulf1
Product: sulfatase 1
Exons: 21
Coding region: 691-4119 (1142 amino acids)
Cellular component (GO): endoplasmic reticulum; plasma membrane; cell surface
Molecular function (GO): glycosaminoglycan binding; N-acetylglucosamine-6-sulfatase activity
Source: RefSeq, a predicted model, not a curated record